Molecule: messenger RNA, 2307 nt
Organism: Didymosphaeria variabile
Lineage: Eukaryota; Fungi; Ascomycota; Dothideomycetes; Pleosporales; Didymosphaeriaceae
Exons: 2
Coding region: 1-2307 (768 amino acids)
Source: RefSeq, a predicted model, not a curated record
AUGUCACGCACUACCUCGCAAACUUCCACUGUCUCUGGAACUACCACGAAUGGGCCCGCUCGCAGCUUGUCCCUCAAAACAAACAUCAAGCCCGCCCUUAGCAACCUGCUGCAGUCCUCAGACAUCAAGCUCUUCGUGACCAACCUGCGCCUGCUUGACCUGGAUCGACGAUCAGACUGGCCAAAAAUCACGGUGCAGACCUUCUCGACGAAGAAAGCAGACCAGCGGCAGCGCAUCCACGCCGUCGAAUGGGCCCUCUUCCGCCUGUUUGAGAUAUGGGACCCUGUAGAGACGAGUCAGAAGCUCCAACCCUUCUUUCCGCCCCUCGAACCGCUCCAAUCCCGCAAUUUACGCAUCGCUCUGCACCGCUCAUUGGAGGCUCUGAAGAAAGAUGGCCUCUUCGGUAGAGAAGCUGUUCUUCGGAAGACAAUGUUGGACGAAUGCAAAGGCGAUCGAUUCUACGAUAUCCUGGCUUCGUUCUCCGCCAUUAUCUUGAAGAAGGUAGUAGCUACCCAGCCGAAACGUGGUCCCAAGCCGGCCGUCGCGCGCUCGCUGGCCACCUCGGCUACGCUUUCGAACGAGGGUCAAAAUUCCUUGCUCCCUAUGGCUAUUGCACAUAGAGCUGCGCUUACGAGAAUAUUGCAACAAAAGGAGGAGAGGCGUAGUAGAUUCACCGAAUUCGGGGUUUUGUUGGAUAAGAAGGCGGACGAGAUCAACCGUCGUAUUCGGAAAACCGCGGAGACCCCCCGAGCUAGCAAGUCCGCUAUUUCUCAGAAAGAGGCGGAGGCGAUAAAAAAGCAAUUGAAGGAUAACUGGAUCGGCAACCGGAAAUGGGUGGAUGUGAUGUUGCAUGGGGACGAUGUUCAGGGUGACGCCGUUUACCUAAACAGCUCGUUCCAGAAGGUGUGGCACAUUGUCGAGCAGGGUGGCAGGCUUGAGGAUGCUGUGCCAGAGGUCGGUCUGUUGGAGGACCUACAGCUGAGGGUCGACGAGCAGAAGAUAAGACUGCAGGAAUGGAGGAACUUUCACAAGAAGAUGCAAGGAGGGGGUGCACAGACUGAUCAGCCGCCAAAGAACGCUACAACUGCUUUGAAAGAUUUCAAGUUCGAUGACCAUGUACAGCUCCAGCUACGGCCAAAGGCAAACGAGAGCGAGCCCAUCCAACCACCGAAGCUUCGGCCAAUAUAUCAAGACAUCAUAAGUGAGAUGAAUGACGAUUUAUGUGAAGCAUCUUCAGCGAGGUACAACCAGUUUUCUACAACGGCACGAACACGGACCGAGCAUGCUGCUCACUCGCCAGUGCCACGCCCGGAAUCACGGGCAGACCCAAUACCUAAGAAGACAAGCUCUCCAAACAAUCUCGAAAGGACUCAGUCGGUCAAGACUACGUCAGAAAUUAUCAAGCCUAGAAAGUUUUCAAGCUUCAGACAGCGGAGUGCCGCACCUCCGAUUGACUCUGAAGCGACCCUGAUAGGCCAGGCGUCUACGCUUCCUACCUCUCCGCCUUGGUCUCCUGCCGAAUCGCCUACUGUGCAACCCCUCAGUAGGAAACCCGACGACAGCGUCUCUGACCCUCUUGCAGAUGAUCAAUCGCCCAUGACGGUACCACUAGAUGAACCACGCUCGCCUUCUUCAUCCCCACCUCCUCCAAGCUCUUGCUUCCCUUCCGAGCCGCUCUUCCUCGGCCCUCUAGCAGCCAGUACCGAGGAAGUCAUCGCUGCGCACAUCGUCUCCACCAUUGGCGACGCUACCCCUUCGCCAGGCAAGAAAUCUCAGCCGCGCCUAUCCCUUAUGGAACGCACACGCAUGUCCAUGGUCCGCACUACCAGCUUCGAGCCCAUCAGCGAGUCACCCUCUCUGCCCCUUCCAGAGCCCGCCACCGUACAAGACAAGCACGCCGCUCUAAUGGAGCGCACACGCCUCAGCAUGGCAGCCAUGUCGUCUAAGCCGCGCGCCUCGCUAGCAUCUAAAGAACGCAAGCCAAAGAGACCAUCUCAGGUUUUCCCAAUCAAUCAGUUCGACACACCGCGCGCCCGUAGAUCAGAUUUUCUCACUGUGGAGGAGGAGACCGAGAAGACACCGAAAGAGAGCUUAUUCAGUGACGAGGUGGACUACGCUAGUGUGUUCAAGAGUCGCCCAAGGAUAGCGACUAGUCCUGUCUUUGGCAUGCUGGUUGAUGAGCAAAAUGACGAGGACUUCGAUGAGGGUGUCACGGGCGUUGAUCUUGCAGAUGUGGACAUUGACAAGGAUGAAGACGAGGGGGCCUACGACCAGGAUAGUCCGCUGAGAAGGAGAGCACAUCGAUAG